This is a messenger RNA of Uranotaenia lowii, 5592 nucleotides long. RefSeq lists its product as uncharacterized. Gene Ontology annotation, cellular component: membrane. The record is from RefSeq and is a predicted model, not a curated record. NCBI's taxonomy places the organism in Eukaryota, Metazoa, Arthropoda, Insecta, Diptera, Culicidae. Gene Ontology annotation, molecular function: netrin receptor activity. The transcript is spliced from 13 exons. Gene Ontology annotation, biological process: motor neuron axon guidance; netrin-activated signaling pathway. The coding region runs from base 1286 to 5143 and encodes 1285 amino acids.
AAGACCGACAUCAACAAGAAUAUCGCGCGGUAGGGCGGUUUUUAGACGGCGUGGUGGCUGGCCAGAAUACCGUUUGGCAGUACCGGCCGUCUUUAGUCUCGUGUCGAUUCUAGAGCGCGUCGGAAGGGUCGUUCCGGGAUCUUGUUUGUUUUUCGGUCGUCGUUCCUAACCUGGACCAGCGUCAUUAUCGUCGUCGUCGUCGUCGUCGUGGGUUUCGCAUUUCGUUACGAACUUUCGAGCUCGCAGCGGGAAAUGUUCAUCGGUAUGUGGUAUUGGUGGAACGUAAAUUUUUGGCGGUCGUAAAUAUUUUCAUACCGGUGUGGUUCCGCGCUUUCGAGGUGCACUGGUUAGAUCACGCUUGUCAAGGACUUCUUCCAGCCCAAGUCCUUCGCCAGUUUGGGGGUGGGAAGCCGAAUGAUAUGCGCGUUCUGAAAACUAUCAUCAACCAAGUGAUUUAGUGAGCGGCUGAUUUGCGGUGGGUUCAAACUUAAGAAGAUUUAAUGUGGUCGGUUUAAUGGUCUUUUAGAUGGAUGAUGAGUUGAUUCAAAGUGAGCAGUUUGCAAAGUUUUAGAAACGCAUACCGUGGCUUGAUUUAGUGCGUUCAAAGUCCUUCAAAAGGACACUUUUAUGGGCUGUAAUAAUUCCAAAAGAAUUCAACAAAUAAUUCCAUUUAAGUGGAUUGCAAAUUAUCCUUAAGCUAUGAAGAAGUCAUUAAACUAAAAAUAGUGUUUUAUAAUGUGAGCGAUAAAAAAUAAAUAUUGUUAAUACUUGGAGUGUGUAAAGAGUGUAUUGAUGAUAAAAAUCUUCUUUGAAUAAAUCAUAUUGGAUACUCAAAAACAACUAAAUUGGUUAAUUUCAAUGAUCUAAACUUAUGAUAUUUCAAGUAUUCCAAUAGGAAUAAAUAGAAGAAAUUCUCACUAUCCCUCGGUUACAUCCAAACAUCCUGAAAACUAGAGGAAGAAUAAUGUGACCAGGGAAAAACGAUAUACCAAAAAGAUACAUUAACCGUGAUUAGUGCGGCCGUUCCAGACUUUUAAAGACCAUCAGCCGAGAUAAACGGGCAAAAAAUAGGUGACCGGAAAUGAGUUAUGAGUACUAUUUCGAUAACUUCAGCAUCAUUUCGGCGGACAAUGUGAUGUUGGAUGCGAAACAGAACCUCAUCGGAAGUUGAAGUAUCUAUAGAAGGUUUCUGAGGAGGAAGUUCUUAGAGACCGGCAGAAGAGGAAAACUCGCUCCAUCGCCCAAUUCGUCCGGUCGCUGCCGAACUAAAGCCAACUGCCAAACGAUGAAAGUUUCUUAUAAAUUAUCGCAUUUCCUCAAUCUAUAUUUCAUUUUCGCGACAACGACGACGUGCACCUCACUUUCUUCGGGUUCCGAUUUGGGCGAGCAAAACUUAGCCAAACUGUUGCCUCCACCCACGACGGCCCUCCACGGGAAGAGCGCUAAAGCACAACUAGGAUCUCCAGCGGCUCCAUUCAAUCUUGGCGGCUCCCUGCCGUUUGCCGGGGCCCGAGAUAAAUCACAACAAAUUCUGAAGCAGGAACAUUCAUCGGGAGGGGAUGGAUCCAGUGGCAAAUUCUAUGCACAUCCCAAACCGGUUAAUCAUCAUUUUUCCACGUCUGAUACGUUGCUGGAAAAGCCAACAAAAUGGUCGUCCGGGGGGUUGUUGUCGGAUAGCGCCGGAAAUCGAAACCUACCACACUUGACUGGUUUUGGCGUCGAGUUCGAUGAAAGGCGUCGAUUAUUGCCAAUCUCCGAAUCCAAGGAUCCAGAAAAAUUAUCUAAACUCAAGCAAAAACUUGAAUCUGUUACUGAUGAUGACGACAACAACGAAAGCUUCCAGAUUGAUGAGCCAUCGCCAUCUAUCCUUUCCGGUCGCCACCCGGUGGAGGAGCUGACAAAUCAAGAAAUUAAGGGUGCUCGAAAUAACGGAAAGUCAUUCGAGCUAGAUUCGUCAUCAGCGUCGGUGGAAAAAGGGCAGCUGAAAAUCAGCGGGGACUCUGAAGGCGAAGAAAACGACGACUACGACUACGGUGAGGGUGAAGGUUCUCGAGGUGAAUCAUCUGGGGGCCAAAGUACCCCCGACGACGCUGCAACCGAAAGUGAUAAUUAUGGUGCCGAUAAAUCGAUCAAUCCGGCCGCGAUGGAUAAUUUGUUCGACAAAACUUCUUCGUUCGGAGUUUUUGGAAGAGGUCAGCUUCCAAGGAAAGGCAACACCGCCACAGGUUCGCACCUUGAUCCGGAAGAAGACAGUGACGAAGAUGAAGACAUCUACGGGGAAGAGGACGAAGAAGAGGAACAGGAAGAAGAAGGGGGUGAUUUAUUGCCGGUGGAUGGAGCUUUUGAAAGCUUCGGAAAACCGGGUGAACAAUCGGGAGUGAGUAGGGGCGGGGACAGUGGUUUGCCGUACUUUUUGGUGGAACCUCAAAGUACCCAUGUGCUGAGGAACAGACCGGCCAUUUUGAAGUGUAAAGCGGCUAAUGCGUUGCAGGUGCAUUUUAAGUGCAGUGGAAGCCACAAACCACCCCCAUCGACAGAGGAAUCCCACGUGGAUCCGCACACGGGAGUCCAUUUCCAGGAAGUGACGGCAACGGUUUCGCGCGAUUUGGUGUUCGAGUAUUUUGGCAAAUCCCCGUUUAAGUGUGAAUGUCACGCGUGGUCCCCUCGAGGAAAAACCGUCAGCCAGCCGGCAUCAAUUGUUGUUGCUUAUUUGAAAAAAAGUUUCGGCCAUUCCCCCCACCCUCAACUUUCCACAGCAGGAGGAGCAGGAAAACUCCGUGCCGAGCUGGGUCAGAAGGUGGAAAUCCCCUGCGAACCCCCGAAAGGCUACCCGAAGCCUCAAAUCACAUGGUUGAAAAACAAUUUUACCUUCAACCCCAGCGCUCCUGGAAUCACUCAAUUGACCAACGUUGCCCACCAAGGAACAGGGACCAUCGUGAUAAGUGCCGUGAAACUACAGGACAUCGGAAACUACACUUGCGUUGCCGAGAACAUUGCCGGCAAAAGGAUUGCCGAGCCGAUCGAACUAAUCGUUUACGUGAACGGUGGCUGGAGUCAGUGGAGCGCUUGGUUGGAAUGCCGCUGCCCAGGCAAGUCGGCCCAGGGUCGAAAAAGAACUCGAACCUGCAGUGAUCCCAUCCCUCUAUAUGGUGGGGCACCCUGCGUUGGUCCAAACCAACAGAAAACGGCAGAUUGUGUCACUUGUCCUGAAGACACACAAAUCAUCACCCCCAAUGGAUUCGAGGAUAACACAUUCGUCCGUCGAUGGUCUUCCUGGUCCAGCUGGAGUACUUGUACGGCCAAAUGUGUCCAGGUUCGGCGCCGAGUUUGUCGGACUCAUCAGAAUGUGGAAUACUUUGACAAGGCGUUGAUCAAACAUCACCAACAGCUGGCCGCCCUGAUGGAUCCCAGUGGGGCGGCAGGAGAUCUGGAUUCGGAUGCCGGAUUCGGUUGCCACGGCAAGGAUACUCAGUCCAUCGUCUGUCGUGGCAAUGAGUGUCGGAUUGAUGAUACUGCGUCCGAUUGGAUAUUCUACUUGGGACUCGGCUUCAUUGUUACACUGUGUGUAACUUUUUUGGUUUUCCUGCUCCAUAUGCGACACCGCCAGAAGAUUCCCUCGUUCAGCAUCCCUCGAAGAACCGCCGAUGAGCACACUUACGCUCACGAGUUCCAGAAGAAACUGACACACAGUUCCAACGCUCCGGACAUCAACAUUCGUGUUAACAAUUACGAAUACAGCAACGGAAGCACCAUGGAAGCUCCGAAGCUUCCUAGCCAAAACGUUCCGCUGCUGCUAUCACGGUCCAUUUCCACCGAGCAUCACUACGAUGAACCACAAUUUGCUGCAAGCUAUUCGACGCCCAUCGACAGUAAAAGCCACGAGAAUGCUAAUCUGUACCAUCAGCAGAAGCUCUUGCAGCAGCAACAUUUACAAUCGACCGUGCAGUACAAGUCACAUGUGCUAAUCCCGAAUGGUACCGUUGCAUCCGUCACUGCUUCUACUGCUAGCACCGGACGUGCAUCGCCCUCCACCAUCAAUCAGGCAACGAAAACAGCAAGCCUCAAAAAAGGUCAUCUGCAUAAUCACCAUCAACAGCAGCAGCAACAGUUGACAUUACUAAGUCAAACGUCACAGCAGUUGGUUGGACCGUAUCGAAGUGCCGAGUCGCUCAACACCAAUAGUAAUUCGAAUUCUUCCAACUCCACAUACGCAGUUGCCACAACGGAUUCGGUGGACACAUCCACCGGCAGCAACUCAACGAGUGGUGAUCUCCUGUACAAAUCGAACAGCAUGCGGCAAGUAGUCACCUCGGAUGGAGGCUGGCUUGAGCUGGAACACUUGCAGACGUCCCUGUCGAUUCCAGAGGGUGCCCUACCGGAUAAUUUGAAGAUUAACGUAUUUCUUGCCGUCAUGUACGACUGUAAGGAUACCAUCCUGGUCGAGAACCAAAUCACUCACAUUAGUCCGACGAUCGUCUGUGGUCCGGCAAAGAGCAGCUUCUCGAAGCCGCUGAUCAUUAAGGUGCCGCACUGUGCAGAAGACAUCAGUAACUGGAAGAUUUCUCUGUUCUAUAAGGAAGAAGUAACCAAUUGUUGGAAGAAGAUUGCUUCUUCAGAAAAUGAUGUGCCUAGUCCACAGGCUUACAUUCAGCUAGACCUGAAGAACGCUUACAUCAUGACCCGGAGGUUGGGCAAAUAUAUUCUGGGAGGGGAAAACCUUAUGCCGGAGGUUUCUGUUAUGAAAAGGCUGAAAAUCUACAUGUUUGGUCCCAGUAGGAAACCGGAAAUGGAUUUCAACAUUCGUGUUUACAUCCUAGAAGACUACCCGAGUGCCCUGGAACAUUGUUCAUUGAUAGAAAACCGAAUGGGAUACUUCAUGAUUGGUCAGAGUUCUGCGUUCCACUUCAUGAACAACAAGGAAAACCUAUUACUGAGAAUCAACUGCUCCGGAGGCUGGAUAGCGAAGCCAGACAGUGGGAUCCAGCAAAUUCCGUUCAAUCACGUGUGGAAAAACAUGUCCAUUCUUCAUUGUGAUUUUAUGCUACAAAAAUUGGUGGAUGAGAUUCCUUGCCUAAGGGUGGAACUGUCAGCAGAACAAGAAAACGGAGCAAAAGUUUUGAUCACAGCGGUGGCUUUCUCGUGAUAGUACAUCCGGAAGGCACUGGAGAAGUUGAUGACGAUUUGAAAAAUAAAACCUCCACAACGGUAUUCAUUAUCGAAAAAAAAAUCCGAGUCCGCGGAAUGAGUGAUAUUCGAAACCAAUUUAAAAUAAAAUAAACUAAGCAAAUAUUUAUCCCGACAACUGGUGUGUAGUGGAAAGUGUAUUUUAACUUAUUGGUUUCCAAAAACAUUCGUAAUUAUUGCAAUUGAGCAACCCUUAAAAUUGUUCGCAUAAUAAAAAUGUUAUAAAUCCUUUAGUGAUUCGAUAUUUAACGAGAUGGAUUCGUAGUCAAGCCAAACAAAAAAAACAGUAAAGUGUUAAAAAUUCACCCAUUACAAGUAAAAUAUGUAUUUCGCAGUUAGUUUCAAUACAUGCUAUAUUAUGCUGCAGUAUAGAUUUAGAUUUCGAUGAAGACUGACUGUAAAAACAAU